Synchytrium microbalum is the source of this 2046-nucleotide messenger RNA. RefSeq lists its product as uncharacterized. Gene Ontology annotation, biological process: pentose-phosphate shunt. Bases 1 to 2046 code for a protein of 681 amino acids. The record is from RefSeq and is a predicted model, not a curated record. Gene Ontology annotation, cellular component: cytosol. Gene Ontology annotation, molecular function: transketolase activity. Lineage: Eukaryota; Fungi; Chytridiomycota; Chytridiomycetes; Synchytriales; Synchytriaceae. The transcript has 11 exons.
AUGGGAGCAGAUUUGGAGACUAUUUCCGUUGAUACCAUAAGGUGUUUGGCAGCCGACAUAGUUCAAAAGGCCAAUUCGGGACAUCCUGGAGCUCCUAUGGGAUGUGCUCCUAUGGCUCAAGUCCUAUGGUCGAAAUUCAUUCGCUGCAAUCCUACAAAUCCAAAAUGGAUCAACCGUGAUCGGUUUGUACUCUCAAAUGGACACGCUUGUGCUCUUCAAUACAUCAUGCUCCACCUUCUUGGUUAUGAUUUGACCAUGGACGACUUGAUGAAGUUUCGAACCUUGAACUCAAAAACACCAGGUCAUCCAGAAGCCGGCCAUGCAACUCCUGGUAUCGAAGUGUCAACCGGUCCACUAGGACAGGGAUUCUCAAAUGCCGUUGGUAUGGCUAUGGCUCAAGCUCAUAUGGCUGCUCACUUCAACAAGCCUGGAUUUGAGGAUUUGAUUGACAACUUCACCUAUUGUAUUAUGGGUGAUGGGUGUCAUCAGGAGGGCAUAACGAGUGAAGCUGCCUCUUUGGCUGGUCACUUGCAAUUGGGAAAGCUGAUUGUCUUGUAUGAUGACAAUUUGGUCUCUAUUGAUGGUGACACGGCAAUGGGUUUCACUGAAGAUGUAUUGAAGAGAUAUGAAGCAUAUGGCUGGCACACACAAACCGUCAAGGACGGCGACGUCAGCUGCUCAUCUAUUGAGAAGGCUGUUGAAGCUGCUAAAGCAGUCACUGACAAACCAAGUAUCAUCAAAAUCAGAACCGUUAUUGGAUAUGGUUCCAAAAAUCAAGGAAAUGCUCAUAAAGUACAUGGAGCUCCAUUGGGAGAGGAUGAUAUUGUUCAUGUCAAGAAAUUGUUUGGGUUGCCUGCUGAUAAGAAGUUCUAUGUUCCUGAUGAGGUUCGAGACUUUUGGGCCAACGUUCACAAGAAGGGUGCUUCUUUGGAAUAUGCUUGGAAUGAAAGAUUAGAAGCCUACAAGAAGGCAUACCCAGACUUGGCUGGUGAAUUAAUCCGUCGAUUCUCUGGUCAACUACCAGAAGGAUGGAAGAAUGCUCUACCACGAUUCACCCCUGCUGAUCCCGCCGUCGCGUCUCGAAAGUCAUCUGAAGUUGUCUUGAACAAGUUGGCUCCCAUUAUGCCCGAAUUGAUUGGAGGUUCUGCUGAUUUGACUCCUUCUAAUUUGACACGGUGGACUGGUGCCGAGGACUUCCAACCUCCAAGCACCAAAUUGGGAACCUAUGCUGGUCGAUACAUUCGUUUUGGUGUUCGCGAACACGGAAUGGCUGCAAUUUGUAACGGAAUGUCAGCUUAUGGUGGUUUGAUUCCAUUCGGCGCUACAUUCUUGAACUUCAUCACAUAUGCAUGGGGAUCUGUACGAUUGAGUGCCAUCUCUCACCAUCAAGUCAUUUACAUCAUGACCCACGACUCUAUCGGUUUGGGUGAAGAUGGUCCUACUCACCAACCUAUUGAGACUAUGGCCGCUUUACGCGCUCUUCCAAACAUCUUGGCUAUGAGACCUGCUGAUGGCAAUGAGACCUCUGGUGCAUAUGCCGUCGCUCUUGAAAACAAGAACCGACCAUCCGUAUUGGCUCUGUCUCGUCAAAACUUGCCCGUCUUGGAAGGCUCCUCAAUAGAAGGUGUAUACAAGGGUGCCUAUGUCUUGACAUCAGACCCAUCGCCACAAGUAGUUCUCGUAUCUACUGGCUCUGAAGUAUCGAUUGCUGUAGCUGCUGGUAAACUCUUACAAGCAGAAGGCUUCAAAGUCCGAAUGGUAUCUAUGCCAUGUACUGCUCUGUUUGAUGAACAGACGGUGGAAUACAAGGAAAGCGUCUUCCCUGAUGGCGUACCAAUCGUCAGUGUUGAAGCUAUGACUACAUUUGGAUGGGCCAAGUAUGCUCAUGUGCAAAUCGGAUUGACUACUUUUGGUGCUUCUGCUCCUUAUCUGGAUGUAUACAAGUUCUUCGAAUUGGUACCAGAAAAGGUUGCAGAAAAGACAAAGAAAACCAUUGCCUUCUACCAAGGCAAACCUGUUACAUCACUGUACAGGCUACCAUUCUAA